AUGUUCAAUUUUAAAAAACCUGGAAGAAAGAAAGGAGGAAAAAAUCCUAAUGCCGGAAGAAAACCCAAAAACUCGCAAUCUUUACCUCAAGGGCAAUCUGUGCUUUGUUUCGCACAAGAUUUCACUGAUUCAGCAACAAGUGAUUUCAGGGACGACACCAGCAACAGCAACGACGAACGCACGUCUGCCGAGCUACCUAGAACGCCUUUGGAAGAACCAGCUGAAGUCGAAGAAUUAGCAAGUAUUCGUGGGCUACUAGAAGUUGACUCGAAUACAAGCAACAACAUCGACACUACUGGAGAUGAUGAUGAUGAUGAGACUGAAGAGGCAGAUACACCGAUUCCAGAGAAAGACGAACGUGAAGGCGAAGAUCAAGACAGUAUACUUGAAAAGUAUUUUUUUGGCCUUUAA
Molecule: messenger RNA, 411 nt
Organism: Zychaea mexicana
Lineage: Eukaryota; Fungi; Mucoromycota; Mucoromycetes; Mucorales; Lichtheimiaceae
Exons: 1
Coding region: 1-411 (136 amino acids)
Source: RefSeq, a predicted model, not a curated record